GUGAUUGGUGCGUUUGGUAUCUUCGACGGCCAUACCCACUUCAAGAUGAGUCUAUCUUGCACCGCGCCUGGCCGACCGGAGCCAUCAUACCCGAAUUUGCGUCCCGUUGAAGAAUGAAAGGAGCGACUAUCGUCUUUUGCGUGUUGGCCGUCGCGGCGUCGACGAAGGCGUCGCCCUUCAGCGCGGGUCGGGCGUUGACGGCCAUGGACUGUGACAAGGACUGCUCCGACAUGAGCACAGCCUCGACGGUGCUCUGCGAAAUGGGCAAGUACGGCAGCUGCGCAGUGACCAAGGUCGCGCAAGGCGGAAGCUACGUCGUGCGCGGCGUGAGCGGAUGGUUCCAAUCCCGCGACUCGGACUCCGGGUCCGAGUCGGACGACGAAGGCAAAGCGGCGCCAUCGUCCGCCUCCAGCCAAAGAUCGACGACGGGACCUCAAGGUUCGUUCCACGGCUCAACCGCGGGGUCUCAUGGCUCGUUCCGUGACGCAAUUACGGAGCCCCACGGCUCAAACACCGGGUCCCACGGCUCGUUCCGUGACUCAAUCUCGGGGUCCCGCAGCUCAACGUCAGGGUCCCAGGGCCCGUCCCAGGGCUCGACCGCGGGGUCCGAGGGCUCGACCACGGCGCCCGAGGGCUCGACCACGGAUGCGCCUCAAUAGUGCGCUCGCCGCAUCCUCAAGCAACGCGUAUAUGCGUCUGUGAAACGAGAGAUAAACCGUUGUCAAUGUACCCCCUAGUGUACGACUUUGUUUCUGCACUGCGGCGUAGCUGUACGUCAGCACCUCCUCCA
This is a messenger RNA of Saprolegnia diclina VS20, 790 nucleotides long. RefSeq lists its product as hypothetical. The transcript has a single exon. The coding region runs from base 114 to 659 and encodes 181 amino acids. NCBI's taxonomy places the organism in Eukaryota, Oomycota, Saprolegniomycetes, Saprolegniales, Saprolegniaceae. The record is from RefSeq and is a predicted model, not a curated record.